Spinacia oleracea (spinach) is the source of this 541-nucleotide messenger RNA. RefSeq lists its product as uncharacterized. The record is from RefSeq and is a predicted model, not a curated record. Lineage: Eukaryota; Viridiplantae; Streptophyta; Magnoliopsida; Caryophyllales; Amaranthaceae. The transcript has 2 exons. Bases 7 to 369 code for a protein of 120 amino acids.
AUCCAAAUGCCACGUGUCGGGUAUCAAGAUGGAUCAGUCGAUCAGAUCGAGCAAUUUGGUAUUCUAUUGAGCGUCGUUUGCGAAAAUAUUCCUCGAUAUAUGGCAUUAAGAUUUACGUGUAUUAUUGCAGGAAUCCUUCACGAUAGUGAAAUGUAUUUCCAGUCAGUGCCUGAAUGUAGUAUUUCCAGUCAGUGCAAUAUAAGAAUGAUGAAUCUCAAUGGUCAGAGUUGGAUUUGUAUCUUGAAGAGCCGGUCUUACCACAGAUGUAAAACUUCAGCGUGUUGCACUGGUGGGAAGAAAACGGGUUCAAGUAUCCUCAGCUUUCUUGGAUGGCUCGCAACUUCCUGGCCAUUCCUCUGUCUGUUGUGACUCAAUCUGAUGCAUACUACACUGACCGAAGGGAAGCUAAUUGGAGAUUGUUGUCUUUGAAACCUGAACUGAUGAAUGCCUUGAAGUGCACUAGGAGCUGGAAAUUUGGUUAUGUAAGAAGUAAUAUAAGGUACAUAUGCUGAAUAAACUUGUACUACGUACUACGGAGUAG